UUUGAUAUUUGCGUCUUAAAGUCGCCUUAACUGCACCAGCUGAAAGGUGAAAACAUAAAUACGAGAACCAUGAAUGUUGUUGCGAGCGCUAUCCUAAUUCUUGGAUGCAUCGCCUUUGGUGGAAAACAAAAUCAUGUCGAAGGCUGUGGGGGCUGCGGACCUUCACCAAGACAUGGUCAGUGGGGCCCUUGGAACCCAGCCAGCUGGGAAGAGGCACAAUGUUCCAAUGGUUACAAGACCAGAAGUAGAAACUGUGACAACCCAGCCCCAGCUCAUGGUGGACUUGACUGUUCUGGCAAUCGCUAUGUCACCAUAGACUGUAACGAGUGUAGCCAUGGCAACGGGGGAUGCGAACAAUUAUGCGUUAACUACGAUGGUACCUACUCAUGUCGUUGCAACCCUGGUUACAAAAUUUCUCCAGGAAACUGGAAAAAAUGUGAUAGAAUUACCUGUGACACCAGUGAGUGGUCAGCUCCCAGCCAUGGACAGAUAUCUGCACAAUGUGCAGGUCAGUUACAGGUGGUUUCUGGGACGCGUUGCGAGGUUAACUGUGAUGAUGGGUAUGAACUAAGUGGCCAUUCAAAUUCUGUUUGUGGCAUUGAUGGGGAAUGGGAUCCAAGGACAACAGCAAACUGUAAAGUACAUCAGUGUCCACCACUAACUGAACCGGAUAAUGGGCAAAUUACUCCUUACAUAUGCAAAACCAAGCCUCUGCAUGGCGAGACGUGUCUACAUGAAUGUAAGCCAGGAUUCAGAGUCGUUGGCCCCAGCUCAAGCAAGUGUGACAAUGGACAUUGGAGAAAUGUAGGGUUCUAUUGUCAAGAUUAUGAAGCCCCUUCAUUUGGUGAAACAUGCCCAUCUGCACGAAGUGUUUUUGCUGACGAAGGAAAAACGUCGGCCACAAUAAGCUGGCAACCAGUCAUAGCCACUGAUAAUGAUCAGGCCAUCGUGUCUGUGUCUCCUCAAGUGACAUCUCCGCACAUAUUUUCGGAGGGGAACCAUUCGAUAACCUUCACUGCCACAGAUCUAUCUGGGAACGCGAAGUUUUGUCACUUUCAAGUUAAUGUUCAAGUACUUCGAUGCCCCGUUCUACUCGCCCCUGCAAACGGAAGACUGGAGAAUGCCGCCUGUGGAAACUUAUUCGGCAGCACCUGCCGCUUGACGUGUAAUAAAGGAUACGAAAUAAAAGGAACUGAGGAAAGAAAAUGUGAGAAAAAACCUGGGACGAAUACAGUGCACUGGACGGGAAAUGGUACUCACUGUGAAGCUCUUCAAUGCUCUGCUCUGGAUAAUCCAGGUAACGCAGUCAAAUCAGGUUAUGGUUGUACUGGCGCAUCCUCUAUCUAUGGUACUUCCUGUUUCUUUUCUUGCAUGAUGGGAUACCACGCUGUGGGCGGAUCGCUGAAACGAACAUGUCUGCAGAAUGGGAAAUGGAGUGGAACCAAGCUUCAGUGUGAAGCUAUCACCUGCCCACCGUUUUCCAUUCAAUCAGAAGGACUAAUUAUCGGCCCGGCAUCCUGUACCAAUGCAACUGCUGUUCUAAAUUAUAACUCAGAGUGCUGGUUCUCCUGUAAGAGUGGAUAUCUACAGGGUGGGCCUGGAAUCAAGACUUGCAAUCAGAACAACGAUUGGUCUCCUCUAGGAAAUCCUUCUUGUAAAGAUGUUUCCGCGCCAGUCUUUGCAGACUGCCCCGCCAACAUUGUCAUCACUGCUGAUAGAGGUGAAACGUCAGCCCAAGUGACUUGGGUCCAUCCGACGUGUACAGACAACUCUGGCCUUGUUCCAAACAUUACACAGUUUGGAAAACAACCUGGGAACACAUUUUCCGCUGGGGAACACAAUAUACGAUACUUAGCAUCUGAUAGAUCAGGGAACAUUGCCGAAUGCAGAUUCAAGAUUUUUGUUCAAGUUUUGCGGUGCUCACCUAAACUACAAGCUCCAGCGGGAGGAGGCUCGCUUUGCACCAAGGGUAAUCAGUAUGGAUCCAAAUGUUCCUUCGCUUGUCACAUUGGACACAAGAUGAUAGGCUCUGCCCUCCGGGUAUGUGAGAAGGACCCGGUGACUUCUUUGGGUUUCUGGACAGGAAACGAGACAAAAUGUGAUUUGAUCAGGUGCCCGCGUCUAAUUCCUCCCGACCACAGUACACAAUAUGGAUGUUGGCGUGGCUCUGUGGAUAACACUUAUGGUGACAAAUGUUUGUUGUACUGUGACGUCGGGUACCAGCGUGUAAAUGGUUCCACCGAGAGAAUCUGUCAAGCUAAUGGUACAUGGUCUGGAGAAGAGCCCUUCUGUGAGGCUGUCCGCUGUAAGUCUUUACAAGCUCCAAAGGAUGGCGAUAUCUCUCCAAGUUCUUGCACAUCGUCUCCGGAGUACGACACCACUUGUCUUUUCUCUUGCCGAAAAGGCUACAGACUGCAUGGAGAACCAAUAGCAACUUGCCUUGGAGAUGGAAGAUGGUCAAGAAACGCCACUGCAAUGUGCAGAGACGUGGAAAGCCCUUCGUUUGGCUUUACCUGCCCAAGCCAUAUCAACUCGUACGCAGACAAGGAAAGAAAUUACACGCAAGUGUCCUGGCCUCCUGUUAUUGCCACUGACAACUCUGGUCUGGUACCGACUGUGACUUCGAGAGGUGUGCAAGUCAUAUACUAUAAUGGGAAGCACGAGGUCACUUACAACGCCUCUGAUGUAGCAGGAAAUUUCAAGAUCUGCAAGUUUCACAUCACCGUUGAAAUCUUUAGAUGUCAGACACUGCUACCUCCGCUUGAAGGAUCCUUUUUGGGAGAUUGUGACAACAUUUAUGGUUCGACGUGCAAAGUGGCUUGUAAAGAUGGUUACAACCUUGAUGGGUCUAGCGUCCUCACUUGCCUCAGGAAACCAGGUCACAUAACAGGAUAUUGGAACGGUUCUUUCCCAGUCUGCCAGGUACGGAGAUGUCCUUCUCUGAGUUCUCCAAGGUACGGCUUUAUUUACCCCCGUAUGUGCAAGUCGUCUCCAGUCAGCGGUACAGCCUGCUACUUCGAAUGCAGGAAUGGUUUCCUUGAAAAUGGUGGAGAAACUGUGGUCUAUUGUGAGAACGAUGGAAAAUGGAGCAAAAACAUAUCUUCGAUAUUAAAAUGUCUUGAUGUGUCACCACCUGUAUUUAGGAAUUGUCCCUCAGACAUUCGUGUAAACCUCAACGCAAAUUCAACAGCAGUGGCAAACUGGACUGCUCCAGUUGCAUUGGACGACAGCAACGUGGUACCGCAACUGACAGUCUUCCCUCAGGGCAUUAAGCCGCCUCACGUGAUCAAUGAGACACUUCUGGUUGAGUACACGGCCAAGGAUCCAAGCGGCAACGUAGUCAAAUGCUCUUUUAGAAUAAUCCCAGAAGAUAAUUCGGGUCCUGUGGUCGUUUUCUGCCCUCCAAGUCAAAACAUCACAUCGGAAAAACGAAAAAUAAGCGUAACAUGGCCAGAGCCUCAGUUUAAAGACAAUAGCAACAGCCCGCUACAAAUAACGUGCAGUCGCAAAAGUGGCACUGUCUUCUACUGGGGAAGCUAUACAGUACACUGUAUGGCAUAUGAUAACAACCCCAACAACAAGCCAGGAGUCUGCAAAUUUGAGCUUACCAUAAGACCAAAAAAAUGCAAUGAAAUGAAACCUCCGAUCAAUGGUGCUGCCUCUUGUGAUGACUGGAUGUUCGGAAGGCUAUGUACACCGAGUUGUAAUAGAAAAUUUGAUUUUAGCGAGCCUUUGUUGAACAGCGUUUGGACUUGUGGAGGAUCUGGUACCUGGACUCCUGGGUAUCGUUGGCCAGACUGCACAGAAAAAUCUCAUCCCAAUAGAGUAAGAAUGGCAAUGGACUUACACUACUAUGAUGGAGAUUGUAGCACAAACGAAACCCAGACUCAAAUAAAGGAACUUUUUAUAAAGAUUAUCAACACGUCUGCUUUCCGUGAAGCCUGUCAAGAUCCAUCUUUCAGAGAUAAGUGUAAAGCUGAGAACGUUGUGGUCACGUGCGGGGAGGUCGACGAGUCUGUUGGCAAUAGAAAAAGGCGUUCGACAGGUGAUAACGAACAUUUCAGAAAAAGGCGAUCUGUUCUACAAACAACAGUCACCGUCGAGAUCAUUGUUGAGCUUGAUGGAGUUGAAGGAAACGACACCAGCGAAGAUUACAUAAUGAUUGGAGAGGAAGGAAUGAAAGUUGCCCACAAUAUUAGCAAUCUGAUUAAACAAGCAGCUCAAAAUGGCAGCCUUCGGUUCUCAGUCAAUAGCUCAGAUUUUGUCCCUGACAUAAAAACGCUCAACAUCUCCGAUCCUCAGCAGCUUUGUUAUACUGGGCAGAUUUACAGGAAUGGAUAUUGUCUUAACUGUAGCUCUGGAACGUUUUUGAACCAAACGACUGCAAAAUGCCAAGAUUGUCCUCACGGAACAUAUCAGGACUCUGAAGGAGAACAACAAUGUCUGUCCUGCCCAUCAGGAACCUCCACUGUAGAAUCGAGGACAGCAAACCGCUCCAGUUGUUUUGCCUAUUGCAAAGCUGGUAGCUACUCCCCCACGGGUCUUGAACCAUGUUUCCCAUGCGACAAGGGCUCUUACCAAAACAAGAAUGGGCAGAAAAAUUGCUUGCCAUGCGCAGCAAACCAGACGACGUCAUCUGAAGGUUCCAAUAGCUCUUUGCUGUGUGGAGGACCUUGCCACCCUGGCUCGUUUUCCCCCAGUGGAUUGGCACCGUGCUCUUUAUGCGACCAGCGUUCUUUCCAGCCGCGUAAUGAAAGUCGGAUUUGUUUUCCAUGCCCAGGAACCACUAUAACAGUAUCUCCCGGAUCAAAGACCGCACAAGAUUGCAUAGAAAUCAACGAAUGCGAAUCAGACCCUUGUAACAACAAUUCAACAUGUACAGACCUCAUCGGUGACUACCUGUGUUCUUGUACCUCCGGUUACACUGGAAAGCAGUGUGAGACCAACAUUGAUGAGUGUCAAGACCAACCUUGUUUCCAUAACGGCACAUGCCACGACCUUCUUAACAAUUACACCUGCAAUUGCACGCAAGGUUUCCGUGGAAUUAACUGCGAAAAGGAUAUCAACGAAUGUGAUUCGUCACCAUGCGCCAACAAUGCUUCCUGCCAAGAUCUCCUCGGAGGAUUCAAAUGCCAGUGUGAACCUGGUUACACUGGCGAGCUCUGCGAUACUGAUAUCGAUGAUUGUCUUAUUUCCCCUUGUCAGAAUGGAGCUACUUGCCGAGACGGCAUCAAUAACUACGAAUGUGUGUGUGCUCUGGGAUACCAAGGGGAUAACUGUCAAGAGAAUAUUGAUGACUGUGCAAGCAAUUCUUGUCAGAACGGAGGCCAAUGCCUCGACGGUAUUGGCAGCUAUCUGUGUAUUUGUCCAAAGGGAUUUACUGGUAGUAUUUGUGAGAUAGACAUUAACGAAUGUGUGACAGCAGACUGCAAAAACAACGCUACUUGUAUUGACGAGAUAGACGGAUACUUUUGCCAGUGCGAGAAAGGAUUUUCUGGAAAGACGUGCGAGAUUGAAAUUGACGAGUGUUUCUCCAAUCCAUGCAAGAACCAAGCGCAAUGCAUGGAUAUGAUUAAUGGGUAUACAUGUGACUGUCAAGAUGGUUUCGAUGGUUUACAUUGUGAGAACAACAUCGACGACUGUGCUUCAAUUCCUUGCUCAAACAAUGGCAUCUGUCGCGAUGGUAUUAACAAUUUCACCUGCGCAUGUCCGUCUGGUUUUACGGGUGCGCUGUGCAACGUGGACAUUGACUAUUGCACCUCCAAGCCUUGCUAUAAUAACGGUUCAUGUUUUGAUGACAACACGUCUUUUAAGUGCCAGUGUCCCGAUGGUUUUGAAGGGGAGCACUGCGAAAUCAAUGUGGACGAUUGCAAAAACUCUACCUGCAUGAACAACAGCACUUGCAUUGACGGCAUAGAUGAGUAUGAAUGCGCAUGUUCUGAAGGUUUCGCUGGCAUCAGCUGCAAAAUAAAUGUUGAUGACUGUGCGGGAAACCCAUGCGUCAACGAAGGAACAUGCACAGACCUGAUAAACGACUACCAAUGCAACUGCAAGUUGGGUUACACAGGGAAAAACUGCAGUGUGGACAUCGACGAAUGCACAAGUUCUCCUUGUAACAACAAUGCUACGUGCAUCGACCAGGUGCAUAGUUACACUUGCCUCUGUAAUGUUGGAUUCAGUGGAUCCCAUUGUGAAGUUGAUGUAGACGAGUGUGGAGCAAACUAUUGUAGUAAUGGAUCCACCUGUAUAGACGACGUAAACGGCUAUAGCUGUAAAUGUGCCCCAGGCUUCUCUGGUGACGAUUGCAGCACGGAGAUUGACGAAUGUGCAUCUUUUCCAUGUGACUAUGGUGGGACAUGUUAUGAUCAGGUUAAUAGCUUCCUAUGUUUCUGCAAACCUGGAUUUACAGGCCAUCGGUGUGAUGUGAAUAUAGAUGAAUGUGUCUCCAGUCCAUGUCAAAACAAUGGCACGUGCAUGGAUCGUGUGGCAAACUUCUCUUGCCAGUGUCCAGUAGGAUUUAAUGGAUCCCAGUGUGAAAACGCCAUUGACUAUUGUUCCGAUUCGGGUAAUUGCACUGUAAAUGGGCAAUGUGUAAAUUCUCGAACAGAUUUCUAUUGCAACUGCAGUAGUGGGUAUUUCGGGAAAUACUGCGAGUUUGAAAUCGACGAAUGCUUGGCAAAACCCUGUUUCAACAACGCUACCUGCCGUGACGCCAUUGGUGACUUCUCUUGCUCCUGUUUAGACGGAUACACAGGGAAGCUCUGUGAACUGAACAUUGAUGAUUGUAGGAACAAUUCUUGUCAGAACAACGCGACUUGUGUUGACCGUACCCUUGGGUAUUCCUGUCUCUGUGCCGAAGGUUACAAUGGGACCCACUGCCAAACAGAAAUCAAUGAAUGCGAAUCCAAUCCAUGUUUAAACAAUGGCUCAUGCAUUGACCUGACUCCUGGGUACAAGUGCGACUGCUUUGACAAAUUCAUUGGGGAAAACUGUGAAAACUUGACGGAUCUCUGUUUAUCUGCGCCUUGUCGGAAUGGAGGUAGAUGCAAAACUGAAAGCGCUGGGGAAUACUUCUCCUGUACGUGUCCAGCUGGUUUUACAGGAAAAACUUGCGAAGUUAACAUCGAUGACUGCGUUUCGAGUCCUUGUAUGCCAAACUCCUAUUGUCAAGACCAGGUUAACGGGUAUGCAUGUGAAUGCUUCCCUUCUUUCAUGGGAGAUCGCUGUGAUAUCUUUCUGGGCAGCAACUUUGAUCUGAAAUUUGCGCGGAAAAGUAAGGACGACAUGGUUCUUCUGUCAGACGGUAAAAGUAUUCCCAGCAUGAGGUCGUUUACAAUCGCCCUUUUUGUCCGUGUGGACUCAAGAUUCCAGUCAGGGACAUUGUUUAGUUAUAGUGUUCCCCAGCAGUCGCAGGACAUCAUAGUACUAUCGUUUACAGAGUCUGAAAUCCUCCUGGAAAUCAAAGAUAAAGUAAUAAAGACGAGUUUCAGGCUGCUGGAUGAUCGUUGGCAUUACGUGGGAGUUGUUUGGAAUGGAAUCACUGGAGAUACUUUCGUGUACGUGGAUGGAUCAGAGAGAGAACAUUCCAAGGAUGUAAACACCAGAAGUAUUAUAAUGGGAGGUGGUUGGAUCGUACUGGGGCAGCGAUAUCUCGCAGAUGGACAGAAUCCGACUGAAUCGACGGCUUUCGUGGGCACUCUGCACCAAGUUAGCCUAUGGGAUGUGCCAGCAUCAGCAGACCACAUGUGGAAUGCCGCACACAACUGCACCUGGCCCAUUGCAGGAAGUGUGCGAGCAUGGAGCAGCUUCCUGCUUGGGAUAAAAGGAGAAGUAGAGAAGAGGUUUAUGACGCAAUGUAAAGCUUUGGACGAUUGCACAACAAAUUGCUCCCACUUUCUCCAUUGUGAGGCUCGUGAAGCACGUUACCACUGCGAGUGUCAGCCUGGGUUUUCAGGUCCACACUGCAAUAUCGACAUCGACGAUUGCAGUUCCAAUCCCUGCGUCAAUGGAAAGUGUGUAGAUGGUGUAAACCGAUACGACUGUGAAUGCGAUAGUGGGUAUUAUGGCACUGACUGCAAGCAGAAGAUCAUCGAGGAAAAAGUUUGCCCAAAACUGGAGAAACCCAGGAAUGGUCAAACGAAGUGUCGAAAGCUAUCUGGAAAACUAUUGUGUAUCAUGUCUUGUGAUGAAGGACACGCAUUUAAUUCCGGGGCAAUUACAAUGUAUGGCUGUGGGCCAGAUACAGAAUGGAAAUGGAAUGGAAAAGAUGAUCUUGGGAUACCCUCUUGCACAAGUGAAGCUGCUCCCAAGGAAAUAGAACAUCACUUUUCUGUAAGGUUUAGUGGGAUUAAUUGUGGGAACAUAAAAACCCACAAGGAUUUACUGAAAGCUGUUAAAAAAGCUGUCAAUGAAACGCUUUCAACAAUCUCAGGAUGCCACGCUUGCCAAUUGACAAAGCUUACCGUUCCUGGAUGUGAAUUGGCGGAGGAGAAGAGGAAAAGGCGAGCAGUCAGCCAUGCAAUGGAGGUUCUCUUCUCAUUAAUGGUGAGAGAAGCUCUUGGUAGUAACUCAUUGAGCGAAGAUGUUCAAGAGAAGAGUGAAGCGGUCCUGUUUCAGAUGAAGUAUGCUGUUGCCACAGGACAAUUCAGGAUAAACGUAAAUGGAAUGAACACUACCGCUGAGAGAUCUUCACUACACCAUCUUUCCUCUAGUGUCACUUGCAGUGCAGGAUAUGUUACAAGCAGCAAUGGAAAAAGAUGUGUGGCAUGCUCAGUGGGAACGUAUUACGAUAAAAACGGCUUCAACUGUACGCUGUGUGGUAAAGGUAGUUAUCAGGACAAGGAAGGUCAGAACAGUUGCGAAAAGUGUGACCAAGGAAAAUCAACGGAUACUAAUGGAGCUGCUUCGAGUGAAGACUGUGUUAGAGAACCUAUUUCUAUCAAAGAAGAUACUGCCACUGGCGUCAUCGUCGGAGUUGUAGUUGCUGUGGUUAUUUCGGUUGCCUUUGCUGCAGCAGUUUUCUAUUAUUACCGCAGAUCGCCCUAUGCGUGUAGUGGCAAACCAAAAAGGGGAAGUGAAUCACGUAUGUUCGAGGAAAGUACCCAACGGGGAGUAUUUAACGAAGCAUUCGAGGCGAACUCCACAGAAGACAGAGCUCGAGAUGAACAAGAAAUGCAAUCUCUAGGAAGUGAUCCCUCAAUGAUAUCAGGACAUACUUAUAGCGAGAUAUCUGAAGUAGGAACAUAUGAGAAUGCCAACGUCGGUUGUCAGAGGGACAAUGAAUCUCAACCUCCAACUUAUCGCAACUACGUUUCGCCUUAUGCUGUUUCUAGGAUCGUUUAAAUUCUUCCCUCCUCACUUCGAAGCAUUUAAUGUGGUCUGCAAACUUGAUCAUCCAUGUAUAUGGCAUUACAUCCGAUUGAAGACGACUAUUCAAUUAAACGGUCUAAUUACAACUAUAGGGAAUAACGAAGGAAUUGCGACGCAAUAACUUGACGAAGUCUUCGUAGUCAUGAUAAGCUGACACAAAGAUUUUUUGAGACAUUUAUGUCUUUGCAGCUAAAGCUGAGACAAUAUAAUCACUGUAGAAAAUAUUCAAUGCUCUAGAAAUGUUUUGAUGACUAGGGCUUCUUAGCUUGAAAACCCAUGAUUAAAACUAAUACUAAGAUAGCCUUCUGGCACUUUCCUUGUUUAGCAGCAUUGCAGUGAGAAUUAAUCAAGACCUUUGAAUCGGUUGUGCGAUCUUCAACCCUUUACACUUGCCUAUCAACCUUCCUUUUUUCAAAUUAAAAAGCAGCUAUCGUUCUCUAGAUGUGUGUUGUAUGAAUUUGAGUAAUGAUAGGUAGUAUGCUAACAAAAUAUCUAAAUUUUGACGGGUCAUGGACACAUAAAAAAGUUAUGGUGUGCAUUAUAGAAACAGAAAAAGUUGUGUGUGUGUUUUUUUCCUCCAUGUAGCCCUAGUUUUUUAACGAAUGUGAUAAAUCAAAAUUAUUAUGAAUCUGUUAGUGUACUUCAGGAGAUAUGAUUCAAAUUUAAUAUCUAAGCGUUACUUAGGUGAGUCGUUACUUAUUUCAUAAAUAUUAUGAAUAAAGGUUUUGAAACAGCA
Messenger RNA from Pocillopora damicornis (cauliflower coral), 10105 nucleotides. RefSeq lists its product as uncharacterized. Gene Ontology annotation, biological process: Notch signaling pathway. The record is from RefSeq and is a predicted model, not a curated record. Gene Ontology annotation, molecular function: calcium ion binding; Notch binding. Lineage: Eukaryota; Metazoa; Cnidaria; Anthozoa; Scleractinia; Pocilloporidae.